AUAAUUUGUGGUAGCUAACUAAGUUACAGCCCAUUUCUGUUGUCUGCAUUUUCCUCCCAAGCAGGGAUUGCUAAACCGCAUUUUCUCGACUUAUAAUAAGUCUUUAGUCCUGUUUUUUUUUAGUCGUUUAAGUAAUGUAGAAUGGCGUCGGGUUUUGGGAAGAUUGUCGUCGGUACUUAUGUGGAGAUAAAGCGCAGCGAUGCUCCCGGUGCAUCUCUGAAUAAUGGAUACGGGAAUAUGGUGUUUCCCUGAAUUGUGCUGGGAAUUCACAGCAUACAGCCACAUCCACAUAGACAAAGAUGGGAGGUCUGAGCAGGCGCUUUACAGCUGGUAUUAUUACGGUGCAAAGAGAGAGAGAGGCAGAGGAAAGCAUGCAGGCAAGCAGCAGCUGUGCUUGUCUCUUCUAUCAGUGAUUCUCUGUAACAGGGCGUAUCCACCAAGCGAUGGUGACCUCACUGAAUGAGGACAACGAAAGCGUCACAGUGGAGUGGAUAGAAAAUGGAGACACAAAAGGGAAAGAGAUUGACUUGGAGAGUAUAUUUGCACUUAAUCCAGAUGUGGCUCCAGAUGAGGAGAUUGCUCCUAGUCCAGAGACUCCACCCCCACCCACACCGGCAGGUGUGAAGGUCAACAAAAUCGCAAAGAACCGUCGGACGAUGGCACCUACUAAGAAUGAUACUCCAUCCAGGGACAACAGAGUGAUACCAACUCGUGCCAGACCCCCACAGCCCCAGCAACCAGAGCCAGCACCACCGCCUCCAUCCCUACAGCCUGCACCACCCACUCAAGCUCAAACACAACAGCAGCUUCAGAAUGAAUCCUCACAGCAUCUGAUAUCCAGAAAGGACUCUGGACAGCUUUCAAGGAGGAAGUCGAACUGUGUGAAGGAGGUGGAGAAACUGCAGGAGAAGAGAGAGAGGCGUCGACUGCAGCAACAGGAGCUCAGGGAGAAGAGAGCUCAGGAGGUGGACACCACCAUCCCUAACUAUGAGAUCAUGCAGAUGAUCCGAGAAUUCCGAGCCAGUCUAGACUACUGGCCCCUGACCACAGCAGAUCUGAUUGAAGAGCACAGAAUAUGUGUUUGUGUGAGGAAACGUCCACUCAACAAGAAAGAGUUGGCUAUGAAAGAUUUGGAUGUCAUCACCAUCCCCAGUAAAGAUGUGGUGAUGGUUCAUGAACCUAAACAAAAAGUGGACCUCACCCGCUACCUGGAAAACCAGACCUUCCGCUUUGACUACGCAUUUGAUGACAGCACCACCAAUGAGAUGGUUUACAGGUUCACUGCCAGACCUCUAGUGGAGACCAUUUUUGAGAGGGGCAUGGCCACCUGCUUCGCAUAUGGGCAAACAGGGAGUGGAAAAACACAUACCAUGGGUGGAGAUUUUUCUGGAAAGAACCAAGACUGCUCAAAAGGAAUUUAUGUGUUAUCUGCUCGGGAUGUAUUUCUCAUGUUGAAGAAACCCAACUACAAGAAGUUAGAUCUACAAGUGUACUCGACCUUCUUUGAAAUCUACAGUGGAAAGGUGUUUGACCUGCUGAAUCGUAAAGCUAAGCUGAGAGUGCUGGAGGACGGGAAACAGCAAGUGCAGGUUGUGGGACUUCAGGAGAAGGAGGUCAAGUGCACAGAGGAUGUCCUGAAACUCAUAGAAGUGGGCAACAGCUGCAGAACAUCAGGGCAGACGUCAGCCAAUGCUCACUCAUCUCGCAGCCACGCUGUCUUCCAGAUCAUUCUUCGGAGGAAGGGAAAGAUGCACGGGAAGUUCUCCCUCAUCGACCUCGCGGGGAAUGAAAGGGGAGCUGAUACAUCGAGUGCCGACCGCCAGACUCGUCUGGAGGGAGCAGAAAUCAACAAAAGCCUGCUGGCCCUGAAGGAGUGCAUCAGGGCUCUUGGCCGUAACAAGCCUCACACUCCAUUCCGAGCCAGUAAGCUCACCCAAGUCCUGAGAGACUCCUUUAUUGGGGAAAAUUCACGCACAUGCAUGAUUGCAACAAUCUCUCCUGGUAUGACAUCCUGUGAGAAUACACUGAACACACUACGCUACGCCAACAGAGUGAAGGAGUUUGGGAUUAGUCCGUCAGACAUCCCCUUCUCCCAGGGCGGUCAGGGGAGCCGCCCUGACCACUCGCCCACCAAUACCUUUGAGUACGAUGACUUUGCUGCUACCUCUCCCAGCAGGGUGAAGGAACUGACAGUGGACCCCAACCAAGUAAUGGAGGGGGGACGAGCCAACAUCCAUGCUGUCAACCAGCUGAAUCUUUUGGACGAGGAGUGGCUGAGUAUGUCACCACAGAGAGAUGACCUUAAACUGCUCUGUGAGCAGAAUGAGGAGGAAGUGUCUCCCCAGCUUUUCACCUUCCACGAGGCAGUGUCUCAGUUAGUGGAGAUGGAGGAGCAGGUCCUUGAGGACCACCGAGCUGUUUUCCAGGAGUCUAUCCGGUGGCUGGAAGAUGAAAAAGUGCUGCUGGAGAUGACAGAGGAGGUGGAUUAUGAUGUGGAGUCAUAUGCGACUCAACUGGAGCAGAUCCUAGAUCAAAAGAUAGAAAUCCUCACUGAGCUCCGAGAUAAAGUGAAGUCAUUCCGCUCUACGCUCCAGGAGGAGGAACAAGCCAGUAAGCAGAUCAAUCCCAACAGGCCACGUGCUCUUUAGAAACCAGAGGCUGAAGUAGUUUAGGUGGCACCUAGAGGUACAUAACCACUAGAUGUUGGGCGCAACUCGGGUUGUCACUAGGACCUGUGAAAACACAAAAGGACUGUCUGCUGUACCAACAGGCUCGAGGAAUUGUAUUUGUUAUGAUCCCUCUCCUAACAAAACUGACUGUUCACUCACUACGGUGUUGUUAGAAAACUUAGGAAGGAGAAUAGUUUUAUUUCCUUCCAUUUUUUUUUUUUUUUUUUUUUUUCCCCAGAAAAUGUUUAGUUUCCCCAUUCGUCUUAAAUUAUUUUCUUUUAUACAGUACUUGUUUGAACUGAAGAUUGUUGAGACCUAGUUUAUAAAGACAUCUUCACUGAACACGGUUAAAGUUUACCACACAAAACCAGUAUUGAAUUUCCACUCUGGCUGACACGUCUGCAUGUGCACUCUGAUAGAGUACAUUAGCCACGGUCCUCAGUUGUCAUGCUUUUAGGUUCUCAGUUGGUGCUGUGAAGCCAUUUCUCAUCAGGUCAUCUCAUUCCUUCUUAAAGACUUUACUGGUUUGGAAGAACAUUUCAGUUGUGCUUCUUCCUUUGUGUUACUUUCUUUGCAUCCCUGAGAAGUUUUAACAUGUAGUAUACUUCAGUUUGUGCUGGGUUACUCCAUGUUGCAAGUGAUUUAAAAAAAUAACUAAUGCAAGAUGUGUUCUCUGCCCCCAUUUAACACUUUGAUAUAAAAAUGAAACUAGAAAAAUCUGCUAUUAAUAAAUGUAUAGUGAAUACCACUGACCUACCAUUGGUUAUCUUGUUCAGUGUUUGCACCAGAUGUAAUGCUGGAUGAAGUAAUAAAGAUUAAUGUGUUUCAUUGGAAUAUGGUACAAUUAUCCAGAUUACUGGACUGAGUAACUUUCUUCAAAAACCACUUUACCACCUCUGAGUGUUAUAAA
Molecule: messenger RNA, 3579 nt
Organism: Monopterus albus (swamp eel)
Lineage: Eukaryota; Metazoa; Chordata; Actinopteri; Synbranchiformes; Synbranchidae
Gene: kif2a
Product: kinesin family member 2a
Exons: 23
Coding region: 444-2648 (734 amino acids)
Biological process (GO): microtubule depolymerization; microtubule-based movement
Cellular component (GO): microtubule
Molecular function (GO): microtubule motor activity; ATP binding; microtubule binding
Source: RefSeq, a predicted model, not a curated record